Molecule: messenger RNA, 843 nt
Organism: Pyricularia oryzae 70-15
Lineage: Eukaryota; Fungi; Ascomycota; Sordariomycetes; Magnaporthales; Pyriculariaceae
Exons: 1
Coding region: 1-843 (280 amino acids)
Source: RefSeq, a predicted model, not a curated record
AUGCUUCUACACUCGUUUAUCUUUUCUUUGGCCCUCUCAGGGAGCGCCAUUGCCGGCAAACCGUCGUCUAGUUCCAGCGAUUUACCAAAGAUGAUUCCUGUAAAAUAUAUGUAUCGAGUCGACCUGCGCCCGCCCAAACUCAUCAAGAAAUAUUGCGACGACUUUAUAUGCAGAGACCAACUCAAGGAUACACCCGAAACCCCAUACGGGAUAUCAUUUACCUCGCGAUUUUCGGCGGACAAGUUCCUCAAGAACAACUUCCCCUUGGCGUCGAUACACAUCUACAUUAUCGAGCUGCUCGACGACGACCCCAACGACAAGGACUUUCGGCCCCACAUGGUCGCGGCGGAGGCGGAGGCAGUGGCGUAUCUGCGGAACCCCAAGGCCCGCGAGCCCCUCAGCAAGACCGAGUUCCCGCCCGACGGCAAGUUCCGGACGCAUGCGGAGGACAAGAAGAUGGUGGCCGCGAUGAAGAAGGCGAUCAGUACGGGACUGCGGGGGAUCCCGUCGGACACCAUCGCCAGCAAGAAGGAUCAGCAGCGCGUGCUCGAGAGCCCCUGGAGGAAGGUCGAGGGGUGGGUCGUGCCCAAGAACUAUGAACACCCCAUGAUCCAUUGGAGCCGCGACUUUGUGGCGUACAACCCGGGGCCUCAGGUAAUCAGUGGAGUGUGCCGCUUCUUUGAAAACUGCGGCAGGAAGGCUGUGGGAAAGCAGCCAAAGCCGGCGCCUGUUCCUCUCAUCCCCAUGACCGACACGGUUGUUUCUCCCUCUGCCCGCAGGAUUGCUCCUGCCCAAGGCAGCUCGAUCCUGCGAGAUGACUAUUGGUUGUAUCCUGCGACCUGA